GUCAUGUAGGUUGUUCUAGACUCUUCCAAACAACAACUCUGUAGAUACGUCAUGUUGAAGGUGUGCGAGUCUCACUGUUGUAAAAAUGUCCAGACGGGAUUGCUAGGUCAAAGGGCAAGUGGAUUUGUAAUUUUGUCCAUCUCAGUUGUUAGCGCAACACAGAAAACCUGAUGCCACCUCUCUGGAUCGUCCCGAACCGACUGUUUUCCCAGCUGUACUGUGGACUGAAGUCUCCAAUCUCCACACAAACCAAGAUUUGCCUAACAAUGGCUCGUCCAAGUUCAAAUAUGGCUGACUUCCGGAAGUGUUUUGCAACAGCCAAGCACAUAGUCGUCAUUUCUGGGGCUGGCAUCAGUGCUGAGAGUGGGGUUCCGACGUUCAGAGGAGAGGGAGGUUACUGGAGAAAAUGGAAAGCCCAGGACCUGGCCACGCCGCAGGCCUUUGCCCGGAACCCGUCCCAGGUGUGGGAGUUCUACCACUACCGGCGGGAGGUGGUGCAGAGCAAGGAGCCCAACGCUGGGCACCUGGCCAUUGCCGAGUGCCAGGCCCGGCUGCACAGGCAGGGUCGACAGGUGGUGGUCAUAACCCAGAACAUCGACGAGCUGCACCGCAAGGCUGGCACCAAGAACCUUCUGGAAAUCCAUGGCAGCUUAUUUAAGACUCGAUGCACCUCUUGUGGAGUUGUGGCUGAGAACUAUAAGAGUCCAAUUUGUCCGGCUUUAUCAGGCAAAGGGGCUCCAGACCCCCAAACUCAAGAUGCCGGAAUUCCAGUGGAGAAACUGCCCCGGUGUGAAGAGGCAGGAUGCGGGGGCCUGCUGCGACCUCACGUGGUGUGGUUUGGAGAAAACCUGGACCCUGCCAUCCUGGAGGAGGUGGACAAAGAGCUGGCCCUCUGUGACCUGUGUCUAGUGGUCGGGACUUCCUCCGUGGUCUAUCCCGCGGCAAUGUUUGCCCCCCAGGUGUCAGCCCGCGGCGUGCCGGUAGCCGAAUUCAACAUGGAAACCACCCCGGCCACCAACAGAUUCAGGUUUCAUUUCCAGGGGCCGUGUGGGACCACUCUUCCCGAAGCCCUCGCUCCUCAUGAAACUGAAACUGUUUCAUAGCCAUCCUGGGGAAGGAAGAAAUCUCAGUGCAUCUACGUACCAAGCCACCAGCAUGGGAGGCAGUCUUGUGGAUGGUGAGCCAAAUACUGGAAAGUCUGAAAAUAUCUUUUGAUUGCUGGGCUGGAAUCCAAACUGCUGAUGGUUGAUGGGGACUUGGAAGCAACAGUAGUUAUCGUGUUUAGAAGAAGUCACAGGACUUCUGAAGUCAGUUCCUGUUAUUUGGUUUGAUCCUGAACAUAAGUCUGAUGUGUUUGGUUGGUUACUGGGUAACUUUGUGAUUAGAUUGUCUAAAACAAAGUGAUUCUCCUGAUUGUGUUUCUGCUAUUCGGGCAAAGAUAGACAUAGAGGGGUACAACCCAGGUAUUUCUGAUUGUUGUGCAAGGUUUGGUGGGAAAUAAAAUCACUCCCUAUGCAGGUAAUUUAUUGUAUAAAAAUGUUAG
Molecule: messenger RNA, 1543 nt
Organism: Budorcas taxicolor (takin)
Lineage: Eukaryota; Metazoa; Chordata; Mammalia; Artiodactyla; Bovidae
Gene: SIRT5
Product: sirtuin 5
Exons: 9
Coding region: 171-1103 (310 amino acids)
Molecular function (GO): protein-succinyllysine desuccinylase activity; protein-malonyllysine demalonylase activity; NAD+ binding
Source: RefSeq, a predicted model, not a curated record